AUGUCGAAAGUAAUUGUUUUAGUAGCUACUAAGGCAAGUCUAAUACUGAUCCUUGUAACAUCUUGGUAUUAUUACGAAUCCACGGACAAUUCCGCAGUAAUUGUCUCUACUGUGAACGGGAAAAUCAAAGGAAAAGUAGUAAAGUUGAAGGUCGAAGAUACAAAUUCCGUGUGUGUGUUUCGAAACAUUCCUUUUGCUAAACCACCAGUGGGAAAACUGAGAUUUUUACCCCCAGAACCAGCGGAAUCAUGGAAAGGUGUUCGAGAUGGUACUAUACAGGGUAAUCUGCCAAUGUAUCCAAGAAUACUCGAUGAACCUCUAGGAAAAUAUUUUCCUCUCAUUAAUCCCAAUGUUAAUGAUAUCAGUAACGAAGACUGUUUGCAUUUGAGUGUUUUUGCGCCCAGACUCAACAAACCAAAAAAGCUUCCAGUUAUGGUUUUCUUUUAUGGAGGAAGUUUUGUAGUAGGAGGGGAGAAGUUUUUUGACGGAACUGUGUUGGCGGGAAUGAAUGAUGUGGUGGUUGUUGUACCUAAUUACAGAGUUGGAAUAUUUGGGUUUUUAUCUCUCGGUUCGUCAUCGAAAGUAUCCGGAAAUGGAGGCAUAAUGGAUCAACAAUUGGCUUUAAAAUGGGUGAAAAAUAAUAUCAAAAAGUUCGGUGGGGAUGAAAACAACGUUGUAAUUUUUGGGCAAAGUUCGGGAGCCGUUUCUGUGAACCUUCAUUUGAUGUCACCUUUGUCUCGAGGCUUGUUUCAUAAGGCGAUUAGUCAUAGUGGACAAGCAAUAUCGCCUGGAUCUUUCAAUCCAGAGAAGGUUAUUGCCAAUGGAAACAAAAUUUUAUUUGAGCAUUUAAAAAUCAAGGCAACGGAUCAAAACAAGAUUUUGGAAGAACUUCAAAAUAUUCCACCAGAAGAGUUGGUUACUGCAUCAUUAGCGUUAGCACGGAAAGGCGUGUCAUUCAAGCCGACGAAUGAUGGAAAGGUUUUGCCUGAAACCCCCGAACAAAUGCUGAGAAACAAAGACUUUGCAAAAGUACCAUACAUAAUCGGCUGUAAUGACUCAGAAGGACAUGGCAUAUUACAUCAGGCAUUUAUACCAGGAUUUGCAGAAGGAAUUAGUGAACAACUUGCCAAAAACUCCGUGACUUUUCCGCUAUCAGAUACGGGUUUUGAAAAAUGCAAAGACUUCUAUAUUAAAGAUCAAGAUGGUGAUCAACGAUUCAGUAUAUUGCUUGGCAAUAUCUCUGGUGAUGCAAUGAUAGUAUCGAAAGCUGUACGCACAGCUUCCGUAUUUGCCAAUGCCGGUGCCCCAGUCUACAUGUAUCUUGGAGCAUUUCAAUUAAAAAUGUUCCGAAAUGAUGAAUAUGGACCACAGGUUGGUAGGAAACCAUUUUGGUGCAAUUGUGAUCGUACGGAUGAGAUGCAUAUGACUCUCGGAGUACCAUUCUCAACUAUAAAACUACGAGGAGGUGGCAAGUUUACGAAAGAGGAAGCUGAAAUCAGUAAAAAGUUUAUGACUUAUUUGACAAACUUUGCAAAAACUGGAAAUCCAAACGAAGGAGAUCACGUUGAUACAAUUUGGCCGCGAUAUAAAUCAAAAGGAGAACACCUGAUUGUGGCAAGCACAUUUUCUACGGGAAAGAAUCUGGCAGAAAAAAGAGUUGAUUUCUGGAAUAAUAUUAUGCCUCCCUUCAUGACAAAACCUCAAUGA
This is a messenger RNA of Styela clava, 1707 nucleotides long. RefSeq names its product carboxylesterase 1E-like. Lineage: Eukaryota; Metazoa; Chordata; Ascidiacea; Stolidobranchia; Styelidae. The record is from RefSeq and is a predicted model, not a curated record.